This is a messenger RNA of Venustampulla echinocandica, 846 nucleotides long. RefSeq lists its product as uncharacterized. Bases 1 to 846 code for a protein of 281 amino acids. The record is from RefSeq and is a predicted model, not a curated record. Lineage: Eukaryota; Fungi; Ascomycota; Leotiomycetes; Helotiales; Pleuroascaceae. The transcript has 2 exons.
AUGACACCACAACCACACGACACAGUCGAGAUGGGUUCGUUAGACAACACCACGCCCCAGAUCUCCUUGCCAGACCCCGUGGUACUACCUCCACAGCUUGAAAAGCAGGAGGAGAUACAAGAAAUACAAAUCUCCAUUCCUCCACAUCCACCAUUUGCAUCAACCUCCUCAACAUCGUCUUCUAACACCAGCAAUCCGCUCGAUGCAUGCGACUUCCCACCCAAAACCGACCUCCCAAUCCUGCGCUCCAUCCGCCACCACGUCGCUUCCAUCUACCGCCGCAUAUUCACACUCAUCCUCCUCCUCAACAUCCUUAUCCCUCUCCUCUCCUACCUCUCCUCAUCUCCGCCUCCCCUCGAUACCACUGCCCUCACAGCUUGCGCCAUCAACCUAUCUCUCACAAUCCUAAUUCGGCAAGAACGCAUCAUCAACGCGCUCUAUUUCCUCGUUCUCGCAAUCCCGCGCUCAACACCUCUUUCGAUCCGGCGACGGGCUGCGAAGGUAUAUCAUCUAGGUGGUGUUCAUUCUGGUGGUGCGUUUGCGAGUUUGGACUGGCUUUUCAUCUUGACUAUCCUGUCGUCCACUACUCAAAAUCCGGAUGCGGUAGUCUUGGGAGUUGCGUGGAGUAUUGUGGUUUUGCUUGGGGCCAUGAUAAUAACUGCGGUGCCGGGCUCCGGGGACUUGGUGCUUGACAGUAUCGACAGCUUCGAUUCUCCUGUCCUGGAGCAACGUCAGGAAAGUACGUGUGAGAGCAGAGGUACUGAGUGCACAUGUAGUGAGAUUGUAUCUCCCGCUGCCGAAGGGGUGGGGAUGGAAGAAUGGCCCUGGGAUCGGGACGGCGGUUAG